AGCAAGUACUGCGUUGUUGAAGGCUGCAUGAGCCGAGCCAAGCACGCUCGAAGAUGCUGGAAGCAUGGCGGCUCCGUCAAGUGUAAGGUGCCCAGCUGUCGGAAUCGAGCCAAGACGAAGGGUGUGUGCUGGUCUCAUGGCGGCGGCACCAUCUGCAGCGCCGAUCAAUGCACGACUAUCGCGGUGUCGAACGGUGUUUGCUGGGCCCACGGCGGAGGGAAGCGUUGCGUUACACCGGGAUGUUCUCGACCUGCCUACGAGAGGACUAGGAAUAUGUGCUCAAUGCACUACAACGCGGGCUCAAUUGCCAGUCUUGCAGCGGCGAAGCGGCCGGUAUAA
Phytophthora sojae is the source of this 339-nucleotide messenger RNA. RefSeq lists its product as hypothetical. Lineage: Eukaryota; Oomycota; Peronosporomycetes; Peronosporales; Peronosporaceae. The annotation marks the transcript as partial. The transcript has 3 exons. The record is from RefSeq and is a predicted model, not a curated record.